This is a messenger RNA of Cricetulus griseus (Chinese hamster), 2745 nucleotides long. NCBI's taxonomy places the organism in Eukaryota, Metazoa, Chordata, Mammalia, Rodentia, Cricetidae. The record is from RefSeq and is a predicted model, not a curated record.
UAAGGCAACAGAAUGCCCCCUGGGGUGGACUGCCCCAUGGAGUUCUGGACCAAAGAAGAGAGCCAGAGCGUGGCUGUUGACUUCUUGCUGCCCACAGGGGUCUACCUGAACUUCCCGGUGUCCCGAAAUGCCAACCUCAGCACCAUCAAGCAGGUGCUCUGGCAUCGCGCACAGUAUGAGCCUCUCUUCCACAUGCUCAGUGACCCUGAGGCUUAUGUGUUCACCUGUGUGAACCAGACAGCCGAGCAGCAGGAGCUGGAGGAUGAGCAGCGGAGGCUGUGUGACAUCCAGCCCUUCCUGCCGGUGCUGCGCCUGGUGGCCCGGGAGGGUGACCGGGUGAAGAAGCUUGUCAACUCCCAGAUCAGCCUUCUCAUUGGCAAAGGUAUACUCUCGGGUCUCCAUGAGUUUGAUUCCCUGCGGGACCCAGAGGUGGAUGACUUCCGCACUAAGAUGCGCCAGUUUUGCGAGGAGGUCGCUGCUCACCGCCAGCAGCUGGGCUGGGAGGACUGGCUGCAGUAUAGCUUCCCCCUGCAGCUGGAGCCCUCGGCACGGAGUUGGCGGGCUGGCAUACUGCGUGUCACCAACCGAGCCCUGCUGGUUAAUGUGAAGUUCGAGGGCAGUGAGGAGAGCUUCACCUUCCAGGUAUCCACCAAGGACAUGCCCCUGGCACUGAUGGCCUGUGCCCUCCGAAAGAAGGCCACGGUGUUCCGGCAGCCUCUGGUGGAGCAGCCUGAAGACUAUGCCCUUCAGGUGAACGGGAGGCAUGAGUACCUCUAUGGCAACUAUCCACUCUGCCAGUUUCAGUACAUCUGCAGCUGCCUGCACAGCGGACUGACCCCUCACCUGACCAUGGUCCAUGCCUCCUCCAUCCUUGCCAUGCGGGAUGAGCAGAGCAACCCUGCCCCCCCAGUCCAGAAACCACGCACCAAACCUCCCCCAAUCCCUGCUAAGAAGCCAUCCUCUGUGUCCCUGUGGUCCCUAGAGCAGCCGUUCUGCAUUGAGCUGAUGGAGGGCAGCAAGGUGAAUGCCGAUGAGCGGAUGAAGCUGGUUGUGCAGGCCGGGCUCUUCCAUGGCAAUGAGAUGCUGUGCAAGACCGUGUCCAGCUCAGAGGUGAAUGUGUGCUCAGAGCCCGUCUGGAGACAGCGGCUGGAGUUUGACAUUAACAUCUGUGACCUGCCGCGCAUGGCUCGGCUCUGCUUUGCGCUCUAUGCUGUGGUGGAGAAGGCUAAGAAGGCGCGUUCCACAAAGAAGAAAUCCAGGAAGGCGGACUGUCCCAUUGCCUGGGCCAACCUCAUGCUGUUCGACUACAAGGACCAGCUCAAGACUGGGGAACGCCGUCUCUACAUGUGGCCCUCUGUCCCAGAUGAGAAGGGAGAGCUGUUGAACCCUGCGGGUACAGUGCGCAGUAACCCCAACACGGAGAGUGCCGCGGCCCUGGUCAUCUUCCUGCCUGAGGUGGCUCCCCACCCUGUGUACUUCCCUGCUCUGGAGAAGAUCCUGGAGCUGGGGCGUCACGGGGAGCAGCGUGGCCGCAUCACAGAGGAGGAGCAGCUGCAGCUGCGCGAGAUCCUGGAGCGGCGGGGGUCUGGGGAGCUGUACGAACACGAGAAGGACCUGGUGUGGAAAAUGCGUCACGAAGUCCAGGAACACUUCCCAGAAGCACUGGCCCGCCUGCUGCUGGUCACCAAGUGGAAUAAACACGAGGAUGUGGCCCAGAUGCUCUAUUUGCUGUGCUCCUGGCCCGAGCUGCCUGUGCUGAGCGCCCUGGAACUGCUGGACUUUAGCUUCCCCGACUGCUACGUGGGCUCCUUCGCCAUCAAGUCCCUGCGGAAGCUGACGGAUGAUGAGCUUUUCCAGUACCUUCUGCAGCUUGUGCAGGUGCUCAAAUACGAGUCCUACCUGGACUGCGAGUUGACCAAAUUCUUGUUGGAUCGAGCCCUGGCUAACCGCAAGAUCGGCCACUUCCUCUUCUGGCACCUCCGCUCUGAGAUGCAUGUACCGUCCGUGGCCCUGCGUUUUGGCCUCAUCAUGGAGGCCUACUGCAGAGGCAGCACACACCACAUGAAGGUGCUGAUGAAGCAGGGGGAAGCACUGAGCAAGCUUAAGGCACUGAAUGACUUUGUGAAGGUGAGCUCUCAGAAGACCACCAAGCCCCAAACCAAGGAGAUGAUGCAUAUGUGCAUGCGCCAGGAGACCUACAUGGAGGCCCUGUCCCACCUGCAGUCUCCGCUGGACCCCAGCACCCUGCUGGAGGAAGUCUGUGUGGAGCAGUGCACCUUCAUGGACUCCAAGAUGAAGCCACUGUGGAUCAUGUACAGCAGCGAGGAGGCGGGCAGUGCUGGCAGCGUGGGCAUCAUCUUUAAGAAUGGCGACGACCUCCGCCAGGACAUGCUGACUCUGCAGAUGAUACAGCUGAUGGACGUCCUGUGGAAGCAGGAGGGCCUGGACCUGAGGAUGACCCCCUAUGGCUGCCUCCCCACUGGAGACCGCACGGGCCUCAUUGAGGUGGUCCUCCACUCGGACACCAUUGCCAACAUCCAGCUAAACAAGAGCAACAUGGCGGCCACGGCUGCUUUCAACAAGGACGCCCUGCUCAACUGGCUCAAGUCCAAGAACCCCGGGGAGGCCCUGGAUCGAGCCAUCGAGGAGUUCACCCUCUCCUGUGCUGGCUACUGUGUGGCCACAUACGUGCUGGGCAUUGGUGACCGACAUAGUGACAACAUCAUGAUCCGGGAGAGUGGGCAG